UCUCAUUCAUAAAACUUUCUAUUUAAACUUGUCUUAUUUUCAGCAGCUCAGCUUCAAGCUUCCAUUAAUGGCUUCCAACUCUUCUUUCCUUUCGCCAAACUUUUCAGAGCCUGGAGAUUUCGAUGACAUAUACUUUGAGUUUGGUGAUUUUUUCAUCUCUGAUGAAGCUGAGUUCAGCGAAGAUCAGCAGGUGGUUUCUCAGUACCAGCAAAAUUCUCUCUUUCAAGUGAACGAUGGUGGGAAUCUAAGCUGUGUGCAGAAGAACAAUAACAGGCUUAAAAGCACCAGAGUUUCCUUUAAAACAAAAUCAGAUCGUGAUGUUUUGGAUGAUGGCUAUAAGUGGAGGAAGUAUGGAAAGAAAAUGGUGAAGAGCAGCUCAAAUCCAAGGAAUUACUAUCGAUGCUCGAUCGAAGGCUGUAAUGUAAAGAAGAGGAUAGAAAGAAUGGAAGAAGAUCCGAGCUAUGUGAUCACAAGCUAUGAAGGCACCCAUAAUCACCAUCCUCUCAACCAGCUUAGUUGCAGUGAGAUGUAAACCGAUCAUGAUAAUCAAGUGUAUAAAUGGUAUAGUUUAUCAUUUUGAUUAGUCUCUAUUGAAUAUAAACAUGAUUAGUAUGUUCUUAGGCCAUCUCCAACCGAACGGUAUUCUCCGGUUUGCAUGCAGUAGCCGCGACUGUCCAACUGAACGGCAAAUCGAACGCCGUUUUCGAGUUUUGAACAGUGCGACGCCAAAAGAGAAAACACAAAAGGCGUUUCUGC
Messenger RNA from Dendrobium catenatum, 756 nucleotides. Its product is annotated as probable WRKY transcription factor 43. Gene Ontology annotation, molecular function: DNA-binding transcription factor activity; sequence-specific DNA binding. The record is from RefSeq and is a predicted model, not a curated record. The coding region runs from base 68 to 532 and encodes 154 amino acids. The transcript has 3 exons. NCBI's taxonomy places the organism in Eukaryota, Viridiplantae, Streptophyta, Magnoliopsida, Asparagales, Orchidaceae. Gene Ontology annotation, biological process: regulation of DNA-templated transcription.